UAGGCUCCAUCACGUGUUUAUGCUUUCACCGAUCCUCUGCCAAGAGCCCGGUAUUCUUUUAGGAUCUGUGGGGGUCCUUUUGCCGAAUAGGAAUAGAAAUUGUGACUGGGGUAUGGAGCAAGGCACUGCAUGCUGCAUUCUAUGAUGCAGAACUGGUGGCUUUGAUCCUGCUUUUUAGGUCUCUGUGGGGAGGCCGAUGGUCUCAUCAGCUCUAUACCGGGCUCAAGGCCAAGCCAAGACUGGAGCUCUGGACAGGUGGUUGGCAGUACUGGGCAUUGGCUCUGUGCCUGGCCCCCGCCCAAGUUGAGGAACCAGCAGUGGGACAGAAACUGUUGUGCUAGGGCGGGAGAGUUAAUACUUGUGCAGGUGAGGCAGGGACAAGCUCUGGGUCACCUGAACUCCGAAGCCACACAGGGAUCAAGGUCCCCUCCUGUUCUCGAGCUGCCUCCAUGAGGGGUUAUUUUUUCUCGCGGUUUCCGCCGCAACUCUCUCUGCUGCUGCUGCUGCUGUUGUCGUGGAGACGAGUCUGGACCCAAGAGCACAUUGGAACUGACCCUUCCAAAUCCCCCGUGGCCUCCGUAUGCCCCGAGGCAUGUUCAUGUUCACCAGGAGGCAAGGCCAAUUGCUCCGCGCUGGCGCUGCCCGCGGUACCGGCGGGCCUGAGCUGGCAAGUACGCUCACUGCUGCUGGAUCGCAAUCGAGUGAGCACACUACCUCCAGGUGCCUUCGCCGAUGCAGGCGCACUGCUAUACCUAGACCUGCGGGAGAACCGGCUUCGGUCGGUGCACGCGCGAGCUUUCUGGGGUCUGGGAGUGUUGCAACGGCUGGACCUGAGUUCCAACCAGCUGGAAACUCUGUCUCCUGGCACCUUCACGCCGCUGCGAGCGCUGAGUUUCCUCUCCCUAGCGGGUAACCGGCUGGCACUCCUGGAGUCCUCGAUCCUGGGCCCGCUCCCUUUACUGCGGGUGCUCAGCCUGCAGGACAAUUCACUAUCGGCACUCGAGGCGGGUUUGCUGAAUAGCUUGCCUGCCCUCGACGUGUUGCGCUUGCAUGGCAACCCCUGGGCGUGCAGCUGCGCGCUGCGCCCGCUUUGCACCUGGCUGCGUAAGCACCCGCGUCCCACUUCAGAAACUGAGACCCUGCUCUGUGUGUCUCCAAAACUUCAAACGCUCAACCUACUGACAGACUUUCCGGACAACGCCUUCAAACAGUGCACGCAGUCACUCGCUGCGCGAGACCUGGCGGUGGUCUAUGCUCUCGGGCCGGCCUCCUUCCUUGCCAGUUUAGCCAUCUGCCUGGCAUUGGGCUCCGUACUCACUGCUUGUGGUGCACGGCGCCGGCGCCGCCGCACCACAGUGCGCCACUUAAUAAGGAGACAGCCAGACCCCGAGGGCCCAGCCUCCCUGGAGGAUGUUGGGAGCCCUACAACAACAGCUAUCCAAGCCUAAGGGUUCCGCUGUUGUUUCUAGCGCUCCUGUAGUAUCCCGCACUUUGAAAACUGUUCCCAAAUCCCCGAUCCUCCCUUCACAUUCCCUGUAGGCGUCAACAAUAGACAAAACCCGGAAAUUUUCUGACAUUC
Molecule: messenger RNA, 1579 nt
Organism: Rattus rattus (black rat)
Lineage: Eukaryota; Metazoa; Chordata; Mammalia; Rodentia; Muridae
Gene: Lrrc26
Product: leucine rich repeat containing 26
Exons: 2
Coding region: 450-1448 (332 amino acids)
Cellular component (GO): voltage-gated potassium channel complex
Molecular function (GO): voltage-gated potassium channel activity; transmembrane transporter binding; potassium channel activator activity
Source: RefSeq, a predicted model, not a curated record